Molecule: messenger RNA, 2292 nt
Organism: Diaporthe citri
Lineage: Eukaryota; Fungi; Ascomycota; Sordariomycetes; Diaporthales; Diaporthaceae
Exons: 5
Coding region: 1-2292 (763 amino acids)
Cellular component (GO): cytosol
Molecular function (GO): flavin adenine dinucleotide binding; FMN binding; NADPH-hemoprotein reductase activity
Source: RefSeq, a predicted model, not a curated record
AUGGAGGCAGAAGAGAGGACGGAUGGCACAGGCGGGGAAGUUGCAGAGGGUAGCAGGUCGAUGCUUGUUCUUUACGGCACGGAAACUGGCAAGAGCCAGGAGAUCGCCCAAGAGAUCGGUAGAGCAGCAGAGGGGCUGCGCUUUCAGACGCAGGUGGAGGAGAUGAACGAUGUGCCUCUGAAAGAGCUAGCCCACUGCUCCCUUGCCAUAUUUGUUACUUCGACGACUGGGCAAGGCGACAUACCGGCCAACGCCACCUCCUUCUGGAAGAGCAUUUUGAGAAAGAAACUACCCGCAGAUUGUCUGAGCCACCUCAGGUUCACCAGCUUUGGCCUUGGUGAUAGCUCCUAUCAAAAGUUCAACUGGGCUGCGAGGAAACUGCACAAACGUCUCCUGCAACUGGGCGCCGCCGAGCUCUGCCCCGCCGGAGAAGGGGACGAGAGGCACGACAACGGCAUCGACAGCAUUUACCUACCCUGGUUUGAGACUCUCAAGGCCCGUCUUUCUGCCGAGUUCCCACUCCCACCGGGCAUUGACCCCAUACCAGACGACGUCCUUCUUCCCCCAAAGUACCCCAUUGAACUGGCCGAGAUGGAUCCCAUGUCGGACGAAGAGCGCUGGGAGGCGAAUCGUGAGAAGCAUGCAGCGCUCAGUCAUGUUGACAGUCCCAAGAGCCAAAGGGAAGAACGUGAUGACGAGGCUCGUCGACGUUCCGAUUCCUCAGGCAAGACUUUUCGAAGCGACCUUUUCGGCGACCAGUCCAGCAAUGAUCACGUCUUCUUCAAUCCUGACAAGGACAACAUCCUGAAAGACUAUCCCAGGAAGUACGACCUUCAGUCUACCGGAAACGACGAGAAGCUGCUCCAUAACGAGGAUCUACCUCCGCCAAAGCCAAUCGCGUACCCCCAGUCUUAUCAAGCACAACUGCUCCGCAACAACCGUGUUACUCCUGAGACUCACUGGCAAGACGUGCGCGUGCUCGCGAUUCGCGUCCAUAGAACGCCUUGGAACGAUAAUUUCCUGCCGCCUCUUAUGCCCGGUGACACACUAACCAUCUAUCCCAAGAACUUUCCUGCCGACGUAGAGGAGUUCAUCCAUCUGAUGGGUUGGGAGGGCAAGGCAGACAUGCGCAUAGUUUGGCAAUACAGCACAACUGCAACUGAGAAGGCUCUGACAAACGUCAAGGUUGGAGGCUUACGGUGCCCCCGAAAUCUUCACCCACCAAAGAACGCGACCAUGCGCGAUCUGCUCAUCCACAAUAUCGACUUCAAUUCGAUUCCUAACCGGACUUUUCUAAAGGACCUACGGCGCCACACCGUAGACGAGCGCGAGAAGGAACGCUUGUCGGAGCUCACAUCGGAGGCGAACAGCCAGGAGUUCUACGACUACACGUCUCGCCCUCGGCGUACAAUCCUAGAGGUGCUCCGCGACUUCCCUGGUGUCAAGAUACCGAUGGAUUACGCCUUGGAGACGUUUCCCUUAAUCCGUGGGCGGGCUUUCAGUAUCGCCAAUCACAGCGAUUCCCACGAAUCAUCCAAGGCAAAGUACCACGAUGUUGAAAUCCUCGCGGCGAUGGUCGAGUACAAGACGAUUAUACGCAAGCCUAGACAGGGUCUUUGUUCAAGGUAUCUCAAGUCCUUGAAGAAGCCAGGAACAAUAUUGGCUGUGGGGCUCACCAGAAAUCCUCAUCCUCCACCACGCGGCGAGUACAAUGUUGAGCGGCCACUUAUAGCCAUUGGCACCGGAACCGGCAUUGCCCCAAUCCGCAACCUCAUCCAGGAGCGCAAUCUUUACCACGUCGUGGGCCAAACACUGCUAUUCUUUGGCGCGCGGAGCAGGGAAGCCGACUACUACUACGGCUACGAGUGGGAGACAUACGACAACGUUCGUGUCUUCGAGGCCUUUUCGAGGGACCCCAUUGCCGAGUCUGACAUGCCCUUCCUCGACCCUUACUCCCAGAAGAAGCGGGAUGCACUCAAGCCCGAAUCCGACAAUUUGUCUGCUGCGGAGCCCAUGAACGCCGAGAAUACACCGUGGGUGCAGAGCGUCGACUACGACCGUGGAAAGAUGUACAUCCAGCACCAGAUACGGCGGCACGCAGAAGACAUAUGCGCUGUUCUUGAUCAAUCCAAUGCACUACCGAUCUUCGUGAUCUGUGGAAACGCGGGCAGGAUGCCGAUUUCUGUGCGCCGUGCGCUGGAGGAUGCACUGGUCAUCGGGGCCAAGGCGAAGGAUAACGAGGCGGCGAAACGUUUUCUUCAGGCCGUAGGAAUAUGGAUGGAGACCUGGUAG